AUGUUCCGCACUUCUGAAGGGACAGUAGCAGAAGGAGUUCGUAAGGCCGCUGAAGUCCUCCGUCCCGCGCAGUUUUGCUUAGGAGAUGAAAACGCCGAUCGCAUCGAUGGCGCUACGUACGGGGGUGGAAUCAUGGCGUUGGGAAAACCCGACACCGUCACCUUCGCAAAUCUUCAGCUCUUCAGCUUCGGCCCAAACAUCGCUCAGGCCAAGGUUGCGGAAAACUCGAUAUCCGAAGAGAGGAAUAAACCAGGUGCGACGACAAAGAAGAAAGGAACUGAAAAUUUAGACUCUGCCGAUCGCGGCUUGACGGCAGAUCUGGUGUUUCACCGCGUUGCCUUCGAGCAUUUCGGCUCCAUGAUGCCCACCUUUGUCCACUCGAACCUGACAAUUGCUAGUGGGUCGUUUGUAGCCUCUGCGGCUGCUUCCCGCGGCGGCAAGUCCACAAUUAAUUUAUCGCUGGAACCAUUCGACGAGCCAAUCUCGGGGACCAUCCUCUUAGGGUGA
Messenger RNA from Aspergillus luchuensis, 507 nucleotides. RefSeq lists its product as uncharacterized. Lineage: Eukaryota; Fungi; Ascomycota; Eurotiomycetes; Eurotiales; Aspergillaceae. Bases 1 to 507 code for a protein of 168 amino acids. The transcript has 3 exons. The record is from RefSeq and is a predicted model, not a curated record.